AUGGCCAAUGAUUAUGUCGAAUACCUGUCGGAAAAUGUGCUGAAUGACGGUCAGACGGUCAGUUACCGAACCUUGAGUCGAGCACUCCGAGUGCACAACAAUGUCGCCAAGCAGAUGCUCUACCAGUUCCAUCACUCUCAGAACGAGAAGCAGUCCAAUUCGUUAGAUGCCACCUAUCUGAUCAAUGGACUCCAAACCAUCGUACCGAAGCAAGCAGAGGAUACAGCCACCGAGAGCCAAUCCGAGUCGCAAGAGACCCAUGCCUACCAGGCGACAUGUUUGCUUCUGGUAGACGAGCAUGAACUGGAUCAUGCAAAGUCCACUUUCGACCAAGUCCUGUCAAUACACGUCUACAGCAUCCAGCCUGGCAAGAUCAAUGACCUGCACGUCUUGACAGAGUGCAACCGAGCCAUCAUGGCAACAGCUGCCAAAGAGGACCUCCUUGAGACGUACAAGCAGUAUGGCGUGAUUCAGAAUGGCCAGGUCAAGCGUCGCGCCAUGCGCACCCAACAGCACUCGAAACAAGCAUCAGCACAAAAGCCAGAGCCUUUGGUGUCUGCUACAAAAUCGGCUAAGCCAAUGUUCGCGUCUGCGAGACCCACGGCCAGUGAUGCCCCAAAUAAGACGACGACUUCGAACGAGUCUACUCCUGCUUCUUCGCAGCCUUCACAAACUUCCGCCAAACCUGCUGCUACAAAGCCAGCAACACUCAAGCGUGAGGGUUCGAGCUUGUUCAAAGCCUUUGCCAAAGCAAAACCGAAGAAGACGCAGAGCCAGACGACAGAGAGUUCUGCUGAACCUACGCCUACUGCGGAACCUGUCGAGACCGAAGACGAAGCUAUGCACGAUUUGUCGGAUGAAGAAGCUGACGACGAGGACACCGCCAUGCUUGAUGAAGGCGCCAUAACCGAGACAGGAGGCAAAUCAAAAAAAGAGAGAGAAGACGAACUGCGCAGAAUGAUGGACAUGGAAGAUGCGCCAAUGGCCGAAGCACCCAACAAGACAAUUGCCGCAGAAGAUUCGGGUGCUGCACAGGACGAGUCUGACGUCCAACUACAGGCAACAGAAGAGCCUGUGGAGACGGUCACUGUCUCUGACGGUCGUCGACGAGGCAGGAGAAGGGUCAUGAAGAAGAAGACAGUCCAAGACGAAGAGGGAUAUCUUGUGACGCGAGAAGAGCCUGGUUGGGAGUCUUUCUCAGAAGAAGAGCCUGCGCCCAAGAAGGCCAAACUUGCUUCUGCACCAGCCGCUGCAAAGACGAAGAAGGCUGCUCCCAAGGGACAGGGAAACAUCAUGUCCUUUUUCUCAAAGAAAUGA
Messenger RNA from Aureobasidium subglaciale EXF-2481, 1317 nucleotides. RefSeq lists its product as uncharacterized. Bases 1 to 1317 code for a protein of 438 amino acids. NCBI's taxonomy places the organism in Eukaryota, Fungi, Ascomycota, Dothideomycetes, Dothideales, Saccotheciaceae. Gene Ontology annotation, cellular component: nucleus; delta DNA polymerase complex. The transcript is spliced from 8 exons. The record is from RefSeq and is a predicted model, not a curated record. Gene Ontology annotation, biological process: DNA synthesis involved in UV-damage excision repair; DNA strand elongation involved in DNA replication; DNA replication. Gene Ontology annotation, molecular function: DNA-directed DNA polymerase activity.